Messenger RNA from Glycine soja, 1813 nucleotides. Its product is annotated as transcription factor bHLH30-like. The coding region runs from base 612 to 1433 and encodes 273 amino acids. Gene Ontology annotation, biological process: regulation of DNA-templated transcription. The transcript is spliced from 2 exons. The record is from RefSeq and is a predicted model, not a curated record. NCBI's taxonomy places the organism in Eukaryota, Viridiplantae, Streptophyta, Magnoliopsida, Fabales, Fabaceae. Gene Ontology annotation, molecular function: protein dimerization activity; DNA-binding transcription factor activity.
UCAGCUGAAGAUCAUUGCUCAGUGGUGAUCUUCUUUGUUUGUGAAUUCUAUUCUAUCAGCACUUUCAAAUUUCAAGACAGCAAGCAUAUCAUAAAACCUUGUCCCUUGUCAUUACUUUCACGGAAAUCCAAGUCAGAGUCAAGUCUCAGUGUCUCACUUCCCAAAAUUCUUCACCCUUUUGGCCUUUUCCCAUUCAGAAAUAUGAUUCAGUUCAAUACAACCAAGAUGAAAAAGUGGAUGUUUUCACACUGAUCUUCUCCUUAAACCCCGUCAAGUUUUUUUUCUUCUUUUCCCUCGCCUAAUGGAAGUUAUGUCAAACACCAUCAACAAGCAAAACAACAACGUAGCAGUUUCACAAGGCACCAUCCACUUCCAAAAGCUUUCUUUCUGGUUCGCAACUCGAACUUGUCCACCGGGUUAAUUUCCUUCUUAUCUUUCUCUUGUAGCUCCACUCCACUAAAAAAGUUUGAAAGGUUUUAAGUCCACGACCGCAAUUUCUACUACAUAAGUCAAGGUUUUUGGAACCAUUGUGAUUGUAAUUGUGGUUGCAUCGACUGUAUUUGUUCGCAAUUUUUUACAACAUCAAGGAUCAUAAUAAAACCUUUAGGACUAUGGUUUACUCCUUCUAUGACAAAACCUCUUCUUCUGGCUCUGAUAUUUCGGGGUUGAUCAAUCCUACUUUGAACAACCUUGGAGCUUCCAAUGGCGUUUCGCGGGGCGGCUUGUCAUCACCACAUUCUUUGGUUUUUGAGAGUGAGAAGGGAGAGCUAGUGAAGUGCCCUGCAACUGCAAAGGUAGGGAAGAGUGAGAUUUGUGAGGCCAAAGCUUUGGCUGCUUUGAAGAACCAUAGUGAAGCAGAGAGGAGGAGGAGGGAGAGAAUAAACGCUCAUCUUGCAACACUACGUGGCCUUGUGCCAUCCACUGAAAAGAUGGAUAAAGCCACUUUACUGGCUGAAGUGAUUAGCCAAGUGAAGGAAUUGAAGAAAAAUGCAAUGGAAGCAAGCAAAGGUUUUCUGAUCCCAAUGGAUGCUGAUGAAGUGAAAGUUGAACCAUAUGAUGAUGAAGGAGGAGAUGGAUCCAUGUCUUACUGUGCAACUAUCUGCUGUGAUUUCAGAUCUGAAAUACUAUCUGACCUAAGACAGACCCUUGAUUCCCUUCCACUGCAUCUAGUCAAGGCAGAAAUUUCAACUUUGGCAGGUAGAAUGAAGAAUGUGUUUGUCUUCACGUGUUGCAAAGGAAACAUUAAUAAUAUUGAUAUUGAAAAAUGCCAAGCUCUUGCAAGUACUGUUCACCAGGCACUAUGUUCUGUGCUGGAUAAGGCUUCUGCCACACUGGAUUUCUCACCAAGAACAUCGCAUGCAAGCAAGAGGAGAAGAUUAUGCUUUAUUGAAACAUCCACUUCCUCAUGCAACCACGGAUCUUGUUUGUGCUGAUGUCAACAAUUUGAUGUGUUAAUCUUAUUUGUUUCUGCAAGUGUUAAAGAGUGUGGUAUUAGUAUUUCUUAUUUGUUGAGGAAAGCUAACAAUACACUUGAUAGUAUAUUGUUUCAUAUAUUUUCUAUUAUUGGGUGAAUCUCACUAAACAAUAAAUGAGAUUCAUUAAGUAGCAUAUGUGACAUCACAUAAUGAGAGUCACGUUUAUCCAAUAAUAGAAAUUGUGCUAAAAAAAGUUUGUGAGAGAAUGCACUAUUCGUCUUACUAUGCAGCAAAAUUAUAGCUGUUUGGAUUACCCUUGCAUCCCUUCUAAAAGUAUAUUUAGAAGUAUUCUUUUUCGAAGGUACAAACAGCAAUCAAAAGUAUGUUCACAAUGAUAA